Suncus etruscus (white-toothed pygmy shrew) is the source of this 2366-nucleotide messenger RNA. RefSeq names its product coiled-coil domain containing 138 (gene CCDC138). NCBI's taxonomy places the organism in Eukaryota, Metazoa, Chordata, Mammalia, Eulipotyphla, Soricidae. Bases 45 to 2045 code for a protein of 666 amino acids. The record is from RefSeq and is a predicted model, not a curated record. The transcript has 17 exons.
UUUGAAAGCGUUUCCUGGGGAAACAACGGUGGCCUGCCUGCGCCAUGGAGCCGAGGGUCGUCAAGCCACCUGGGCAGGACUUGGCUGUCGAGCGUCUCAAAAGCCGCUAUGGGCUCGGGGGUCCCUUCCUUGCGGAGUUUGAUUUUUCAGAUUUUAAGCAGGCUAAAUGUAAGAGAAGAUCUCCAAUUUCUCCAGAUGGUUUUGAUACCUAUUCUUCUGGAGAUAAAGCUGGUUCAUCAUUAAGAUGUUAUCCAGAGGAAAGCAAGUAUUGCAGAACACCUCUUACAGGUUCAUUCAAGCACUUAAAUAUGAAUUGCCUAGAUGAUUACCUGGAAUCUUCUCGAAAUUUGAAGCAAUUGGAAACAGAAGAGUUAAUUGAAAAUGAUCACAGAGUUAGUACGUCCAAAAUAAAUAAGCAGUCUUUUAAAGAAACAAAAAAAGCGGGCAGCAGAACCUGCGACCUCAUGUCUAAGUCUUUUAAUUUCACCGAAUAUUUUAAUGAAGCAUGUGAUUCUCAGUUUAAACAUACUGCUUCACCGACAACUAAAGGAUCAAAUAAGCAGCGUUUACUUCCACAUCAAAUUAGUCAGAUAUAUGACGAGUUAUAUCUAAUACAUCAGAAACUGCAGAGUGAAACUGCAGUGCAACAGGAGUUUGCGGAAGAACUUCAGAAACGAGAAUGUUUUUUAGUGGAAAGAGAACAACUGCUUUACAGACAUGAGAAUGCAUUGAGUAAAAUUAAAGGUGUCAAAGAUGAGGUUCUAACAAGAUUUCGGAUUAUAAAGGAGCAACAUGACGCAGAAGUCCAACAGUUAGCUGAAGUUCUUAAAGAGAAAAAAAAAGAAAGCAAGAGAUUAAGGUCUUCUUUUGAUGCACUGAAGGAAUUGAAUGAUAACUUAAAAAAACAGUUAAAUGAAGUAAGUGAAGAAAACAAGAAGAUGGAGCUACAGGCUAAAAGAGUUCAAGCUCGUUUAGAUAAUUUACAGAGGAAGUAUGAGUUUAUGACAGUACAGCGAAUGAAAGGAAUUUCUCAUGCUGCACAUGAAAUAAAAAGUUUGAAACAAGAAAAAGUACCAGUUUCAAAAAGUUGUUCUAAGGUGCCACUUAAUGCUCAAGUUUAUGAACUCCUAACUGUCUUCAUGGACUGGAUUUCAGAUCAUCAUCUUAGUAGACCAAAAACUGAAGAAUCUGGAAUGGAUAAUGAAAAAUCACAACUUAGCUUUGCUUCUCAGAUAACUAGUAGUAUUCAGGAAAAGUGUGUAAAGCUAUUGCCUAUGAUGACAGAGCAGCUACAGUGGAUGCCAUUUGUGAAUGUUAAAUUUCAUGAACCUUUUGUAAAAUUUAUAUAUUGGUCUUUAAGGCAGCUGGAUGCUGGGACACAGCAUUCAACUAUGACAUCAACAUUGAGGAGGCUGGGUGAAGAUAUUUUUAAAGGAAUAGUAACUAAGGGAAUUCAAGACAAUUCUGUGGAGAGUAAACCAAAGUUAGCAGUUUUCUUUAAGAGCUCCGAAUUACCAUUGAGAUUCUUAUCAACCUUAAUUGUCCUCAAAACUGUCACUCAAGCGGAUUAUUUGGCUCAGGCAUUUGAUUCUCUUUGUUUGGACUUGAAGACGGAUGAAGGAAAAGCCUUAUUUUUGGAGUAUCAAGCUGUUCCAGUAAUAUUAAGUCAUCUAAGAAUAUCUAAUAAAGGACUCCUAUCCAAUGUCAUUGAUAGUUUGCUUCAGAUGACAGUGGAAUCUAAAUCUUUGAAGCCUUUCCUAGAAGCCUGUAGCACGACUUUAUUUUUUCGUACUUGCUCCGUUUUGCUUCGAACUCCUAAGCUUGAUCUUCAAAUACUAGAAAAGCUCAGUAUUAUUCUACAGAAACUUUCCAAAAUCAAGAGUAAUAAGAAGCUCUUUGAACUUUUUACUAUUCAUCUGAUGCUUCAAGAACUACAAAGGACCACACAUCCAGAGCAUGCCUUUCUCUGUAUUAACUUAAAUUCAACUCUAUUCAAUUUGGGCUUAACAAAAUGUAAUUCUCUAGCCUCUAAUGCAUGCCAUUAGGCCGGCUGCUUAUUAUUAUCAUUAUGUUGUUGUUGUAUGUCAUAUUUAUAAGAUUGUAAAUCACCAAAUUAACUAAAAUAUAUGCCAAGUAAAGUUAUCAGUAGCAUUAUUUAUCAUGAAAAAUAGAAUUUUUAAUUUUUAAAUUGAAAUCUAUAGAAACUAGGGUAUUUUUUGAACGUUUCAAUUUAACAAAUUAAUAAUAACAAAUGUACAGAAUGGAAUGUACAGGGUUAAUGUUGCUGGGGUUAGUAUUUGUAAAAGUUUUAGGAAAAUUCUUUAAAUUAUGUGAUCAUUUGGAAUAAAAUUGGUAUUUAUGUGGGA